UUCAACUUCAACUUCAAUCAAAUCGCUGCCCCAACGACAAUUGCAAAGUGUGCCUCUUAAUGCAUUUUAGCCCCAACCACAAACACACAUUCAACUUAACAACAAAACAAAACAAAAAAGAAGUUGAAAUAAAUUUACAUAAAUAUUUCACUUGCCAGUUUUUGCCAGUCCACGUCCACAUCCACAUCCGCGUUUCAAGAGAUUGAGCCUGGAUAGGCAACAGUGAGUGUGUGCGUGUGAUUCUGUGUGUGUGUGAGUGUCCCGUUUGCAUCUGUAUCUGGAUUCGAUCAGUGCCUUAAACCGUUCAUCGCUCAACCAUCGCAUCGCAUCGCAUCGCCUUGCACCGUAGAUUCUGUCCAGCAGAGAUCUUUCAAGUCUCACCCCGCCCCAAGUGCACUUGCUGGCAUUUCCUGCGCACAGCACACAUUCUUCCUGCUCCGCUUGGGGGAGCCAAAUUAACCAACACUGACAACCAUCUUGGCUUAGCCAACACUCGUCGAAUUAAGGCGCUACUCUGGCGCUUCAGGCUCAACAAAUGAUCGGCACUGAGGAUAUGUCCGCAUCGGCUGGCAUGGAUAUAAGCGAAUCCUUUCGUGCCGAGGAUCUCUCCAAGGCGGACUUCUUCGACUUUGUCACUGGCCCCGACAUGGGCAUCGGCAUUGGUGUGGGCGUCGACUCCUUAGGCGUCAGCCUCCACCAACAGCAGCAGCAGCACCAUCAGCCCCACCAGCAGCAGCAGCAUCACAGUCAGCACAACAGUCACACCGCCAGCCACGUUCAGGUGGUGCACCAGCCAGCCAUCUCCAUCUCCACCCAAUCACCACAGCAGGCCCUGUGCGGCGGUGGUGCGAGAACCAACAGCAGCAUGAUCCAUGAUGGCGGGGGAGGUGUUGCCGGAGGAGGGGUACCCGUUGGCAAUCGAAAUGGCAGCAGCAAUGGAGGGGAUCCCACGUUACAGGGCUAUGAGUUCUGGCACCAGGACAAGGACAACAGUCGCCUCGACUCCACCUCCAUAUUCGAGGACCUGGACCGCUACUGCUGGCAACAGCAGCCGGUCACUGCCAGCGCCGGCAACAGUGGAACCACCAAUACCAACCAGCCCAGUCCCACAUCUCCUCAGUCGCACCACCACCACCAGCAACAGCAGCAGCAACAGCAUCCACAUCCACACCAACAACAACAGCAGCAGCAACAGCAGCAGCCUAAUCCCAGCAGUUCCUCGGCCGCCUCCAGUGGGGCGGGCAGCAGCAGCGACACCAUCAGCAGCCUGGACACCACCGACGGACAGAUCUACACCCUGACAGUAUUAAACGGCGGCGAGCCCUGGCUGAAGCGCUCCGAGGCAGAGCAGCUGCCGAGUUCCCUCGAUCUGGACAGUCUCCUGGGCAGCUUUCCGGGGUACAUCAAGUCGGAGUAUCCGUACGAUGACAGCGGCUUCAGCACAGACGGCAAGGAUGUGAUCGUGAAUGGGGCAGAUGGCAAUGGUCUCAGCAGUAUUUCCCAGGGCCCCCCACAGACGCUGCCCUCGCUCGUUACAGCCAUCUCCAUUGCGGGGGGCAAUGACUUGGGCCAGCAGUUGGCCCAGUUCCAGAACAACAACAACGACUGGCAUAUGGCCGAUCACAAUGCCGACACGGAGCAGAGCACGGCGGAAUCGCUGCUGCGGAGUGCGCUCCAGGGAAAGGGAUACGCCAAAGGUCUGCACAUGCAGAACGGCCUGGCCAUGCCCGUCGUCAAGGAGGAGGACAUGCGCCGGCUGCUCUUCACGGACGAUGCUGCCGAUGCCCUGGGCUUUGCCGACUCCACGCUGAAUGCCGCCCAAAUGUUUGACGAGGCUCAGGGCAUGGCUGGUGUCCAUCUCACAUCCCAGCAGCAGCAGCAGCAGGUGCAACAGCAACAGCAGCAGCACAAUGGCAACGCCAACAUCAUUGUGGACGAUAUGUUCCUGUCGCUGGAGAACGCCUUCAGCGAUGACUUUGAGAAGAUCAAGCGGAUCGCCAACGAGGUGCAGCAGUUCUGCACCGGAGGCUCCUCCACGCCCACUCCAGGCACGGACUACAGCAGUGCCAACGAUGUCCUCAUGCAAAUCUCACCGAAUGCGACGGCAAUCGCGACGGCCAAUCAGCUCCAGCCGCCGCAGCCAUUAAAGCCGGAAGUGAGUACAUCGACACCGCCCACGGGUGGAGCAGCCUCAUCCGAUACUCAUCAUCCUGGCAGAUCUGGCAGCGGCAUCUCAAAGCCCAAGAAGCAGUACAAACGGAGCAGCAGCAGCAGCACCACAAGCAGCAGCAACAACAACAACAACAACAACAAUCCCAAUGUGGCCAACAACAACAGCAGCAGCGGAGGAGGAGGAGGGGGAGCACUGGGCGUGGUCAUGGGCAGCAGUGCGGGAAGUGGCAGCUCCUCCUCCAGCGGCAGUGCCAGCAGCAGCAGCAACAGUCCGCCCGCCAACUCAAGCGGCUCCGGCUCGUCCGCCAGUGGCGCCAGUGGCGGUGGUGGACAGCGGAAGGAGCGCUCCCUGCACUACUGCUCCAUCUGCUCGAAGGGAUUCAAGGACAAGUACUCGGUGAAUGUCCACAUACGCACCCACACGGGCGAGAAGCCCUUCGCCUGCUCCCUGUGCGGCAAGAGCUUCCGGCAGAAGGCACACCUGGCCAAGCACUACCAGACGCACAUGACCCAAAAGAACAAUGGAAACCUGAUCAAGGGCAGCUCCUCCAAGCACCCGAGAUCCAGUGGCGGAUCAUCUGCUGCAGCGGCCGCAGCGGCCGCAGCGACAGCAUCCAUCAACCAGCAGCGUCAGAUGACUCCGUCACUGCCUGGGAUGAUCAGCAAUCCGAACACGCCGCCUGGCAUCCUGCCCCCAGCGAAUGGCCUGCUCACGAAUCGGUAGUUCUACGGCAGAGGUACCCGCAAAACGAAACUAUUUCUUGUUCCUUACUCACAAAAAACACACAUACACCUACACACACACACACACACAACGAUAAAAGCUAAAUGAAAACUACACUACUCGUACAUACUAUAUGCAACUCGAAUACAUACACAUACUCCUGGAGGGAUAUGGGGAACCAUCCACAGUCCACUCCGCCUCGAAUUUAUGUCAUUGAAGAAUUCCUAUAUUCAGCUUUCUGUGCAAUUCCUAUACCUAUACCAACACUCGAAGCACUUCCAAAUAGAAUACUCAACUUAAUGUACAUUUAAUGCCUAAACCAACCACAAAUUAAAUUUAAAUGUGCCAAAUUUUGAAGAUUUUAAUUAAUGCUACUACCAGAUAGAACCUACAAUUAAACUAAAUAGAGAUACAUACGUUAUAGAGAUAUGUAAAUGUAAUCAAGCUAAUGAAGCAAUUCUACGCGUGGUGAUAUCAAAGUGAGGCCAAACGCUUCCCUGCUAAAGGAAAUACUUACCCUACAACGUCCGACAUACAUACACACCUACAUACAUAUAGUACCAUAUAGUACCAUAUUCUCCACAAAACUUCUUCAGACUCCCAAAACGAUGCGUGUUUUUUUCCUGUAAAUUGAAAGUAUUUUGUUUUUCUUAGUUGCAUUGCCCAAAUUAGCAUAAUUUUUGUUUGCUAGUGUAAAUGUAUAUAAUUAAUUAACUAAUUAACUAAUUAUAUCGAAUUAGUUUGUAAAGAGCCAGCUAAGGGAAUGCCAAAUGCUUGAGAUCAAAGUUCAAGAACACUGACCCAGGGCCAGUCUUUAUUUUUCCUGCCACAAACUUUCCAGAAUUUCUCUCCUCCUUCAAGUUUUGAUCUGUUUGAUCUCUUGGGCCCCCAGUGUUCUCGCAGACUUCGAAGAGGCAUUCAUCUUCAGUAGAGGAGGGCACAAGCAUAAUAAUUAUGUAUACAAAUAAAAAAUCUACGCGUUCAAACAGCUGUCAAACGAAUGCGAAAAACUCAACUUGCACUUGCCAUUAUUUUUGUAUUUGAUAAAAACUCGAAUCGUACGACAUAUUAUAAAACAAAUAAUAAUAACAAAAUAGUGCCCCUAAAUGUAUAGAUAACGAGACGGGUAGAGAGAGCGAAGUAAGCGUAGGUUAAGCUUAAACUAAUGGUUAAUUAAACUGCCAAUUAUUUUGUGAUAGUUUUUAAAAAGGAAAUUCCAUUAUAAUAUAUUAUGUAAGUGCAUAUCUUCAAUGGUGUUUGGGUUAUGUAACAUUUAAUCGAUUUGUUAUAAACUGUGUGUAAACUUUUGCAAUACGUGUAGUAUUUUCUCUUCUAAUUUAUUGAAUUUAAUAGUUAUAUGUACAUACAUACGACAGCUAGCGAGCGACGGAGAGAGAGAGGGAGGUCGUUCGAUCCUUGUUUUAUAUUGAAGCCUAGGCUAAGCCACACACAUCAACAAAAAAUCUUAGUUAAAUCUUUGUUAGUUAUUAUUUAUGCACACACACAAACACACACACAGACAAGCACUCGAACACACACACACACAUAUCCA
Molecule: messenger RNA, 4448 nt
Organism: Drosophila obscura
Lineage: Eukaryota; Metazoa; Arthropoda; Insecta; Diptera; Drosophilidae
Exons: 4
Coding region: 536-2896 (786 amino acids)
Biological process (GO): regulation of transcription by RNA polymerase II
Cellular component (GO): nucleus
Molecular function (GO): DNA-binding transcription factor activity, RNA polymerase II-specific; RNA polymerase II transcription regulatory region sequence-specific DNA binding
Source: RefSeq, a predicted model, not a curated record